AUGUGGCAAAGUGGCUGGGGCCACUGGGAAUCAACUUCUGGGGAACCUGGCAGGCUAUCCUUUACUCAGUUCCAAAGAGCGCUGCAAGAGGAUCCACAAGAGCCAGCCGCACUAUCUGGACGCCCCAACGUCUUCAAUGAUCAGGCCAAAGCCAUCAUCACCGACAACGCCGGAUCACCAAAACCUCCAACCCUCAGAGGUGAUCACUGCAGACCGCACACUGACAUUUCAGGCGAAGAUUUCGUGAAGGCCGGACAAUUGGCAAGCAAGAUGCAGGCCUUGGGGCCCUUCCAAAGCAACUUGGUGGUGCCUAGCAACGAUCCUUCGAUCAACAAUCCGUUGGUUCACCGCCAGGAGCCAGCUGGUGAUAGCGGUCGGGCGUCUCGGGUGCCUGCUGACUUCAGGGUGUGUCAUGACAGUGGGGAUAUCAUGGGGAGAUAUUUGAUGGGUAUAAUGGCAUUACAAUGGGGAUAUAAUGGGGAUCAAAUUAUGAUGGUUUGUCUUUUGCAUAAUAUAUAA
Molecule: messenger RNA, 519 nt
Organism: Cladocopium goreaui
Lineage: Eukaryota; Dinophyceae; Suessiales; Symbiodiniaceae
Source: the annotation of a GenBank genome assembly